Venustampulla echinocandica is the source of this 732-nucleotide messenger RNA. RefSeq lists its product as uncharacterized. Lineage: Eukaryota; Fungi; Ascomycota; Leotiomycetes; Helotiales; Pleuroascaceae. The record is from RefSeq and is a predicted model, not a curated record. The transcript is spliced from 3 exons. Gene Ontology annotation, molecular function: lyase activity. The coding region runs from base 1 to 732 and encodes 243 amino acids.
AUGGGCUCUAAUGACAUUCCGCCUGCCUCUGUCCACUCAAGUUAUGUCCCCAUAACAAAUGGCCUCCUCCAAGUCGGCGGUACUCUCUGGACAAUAUGCUACGUCCUUCUAACCCGCGAAUCUUUCCGCUCUCGUUCCUACGGCAUGCCUAUCUUCGCCCUGGCCUUUAACUUCGCCUGGGAAAUUGUGUACGCAUUAUGGGUUGCUGAAGCCCCGCUCGAGAGAAUUGUCUUUGGAAUCUGGUGCAUUCUAGACUGCGGUAUGGUUUGGGGCGCUGCCAAGUACGGUUCCUAUGAGUGGAGACAUGCUCCCUUAAUUGGACGGAACCUGGGAAAGAUCAUUGUUGCCAUGGUGGUGUAUUGCGCGGUGGCCCAUUGGGCAUUUGCGAAAUGGUGGAUCGACAAUGAUAUUGGGCAGCGGGAGGGGAAAUAUUAUUUUGGGAGGGUAGGACCAGAUACGACCGAGCUGGGUUUUUGGACUGCGGCACUUGCUCAGGCUUACCUAUCAGCGGCGAGUCUGGGACAAUUGAUAAUUAGACAACAUACUGGGGGCGUGACUUGGGCUAUUUGGGCUUCUAGAACGGCAGGUUCGGUGAUUGGGCUGUAUGUGAAUUAUGGCUGGAUGUGGUACUUCUGGAGGGAAGCUCAUGAGUACUUCAUGUCGCCGUUCGGUCAGGAGAACAGAGAGAGUAUUGCUAGAUGGGAGCAGACUUGCUGGCCAGGAGGCCUCUAG